AUGGCUGGUGGAGGCGGUGCUGCGGCCGGCUUCGAUGUCGCGCUCCAAAGGCGUCAGGCCCUCAUGGGCGCGAGUGGACCUGCAGCCCUCGUCAAGAACGGAAAGGUCUUCCUGAUUGCCAUGUUUGCCUGUCUUGGUGGCGUCCUCUACGGAUACAACCAGGGAAUGUUUAGUGGAAUUCUUCAGAUGCCUUCAUUUGGAAAACAGACCGAUGGCUACGUCAACAACGCAACAAAGAAGGGAUGGCUCACUGCCAUCUUGGAACUCGGUGCCUGGUUUGGAGCCAUCAUGUCUGGUUUCGUUGCUGAGGCCGCCUCGCGAAAGUACGGCAUUUUGAUGUCCACGGCAGUCUUCAUUGUCGGCGUCGUCAUCCAAAUAACUGCAAUUGCUGGUGGUCAUCAAGAAAUUUUGGCCGGUCGCUUCAUCACUGGUAUUGGUGUCGGUGCCCUUUCCACCAUCGUCCCCAUGUACAACAGUGAAUGCGCCCCUCCUGAGGUCCGUGGUGCUCUCGUCGCACUUCAGCAACUCGCUAUUACCUUUGGCAUCAUGGUCAGUUUCUGGAUCAACUACGGAACAAACUACAUUGGCGGCACCACGGUCGAAACCCAGUCCAACGCAGCCUGGCUGGUGCCCAUUUGCAUCCAGCUUGUCCCAGCAUUUGUCCUGCUCAUCGGUAUGAUCUGGAUGCCCUUUUCGCCGCGUUGGUUGAUGCACCACGACCGGGAAGACGAGGCCCGCCAAAACCUCGCCUCUCUCCGUAAUCUUCCCACGGACCACGAGCUGAUCGAACUCGAGUUCCUCGAGAUCAAGGCUCAGUCCAUGUUUGAGAAGCGCACCGUUGCCGAGUCGUUCCCCCACCUCACCGAGCAAACUACCAUGAACAUCUUCAAGCUGCAGUUUGUGGCCAUUGCAUCGCUGUUCAAGACCAAGGCCAUGUUCAAGCGCGUCGUCGUUGCCACCGUUACCAUGUUCUUCCAACAGUGGACUGGUAUUAACGCUAUUCUCUACUACGCACCAACGAUCUUCAAGCAGAUUGGACUGACCGGAAACACCAUGUCCCUGCUUGCCACUGGUGUCGUCGGAAUUGUCAUGUUUAUUGCCACAAUCCCAGCCGUUUUGUACAUUGACAAGCUCGGCCGCAAGCCCGUUCUCUCCAUGGGCGCCCUCGGCAUGGCCUUCUCGCACUUUGUCAUUGCCAUCAUUCUCGCCAAGAACAUCAACCAAUUCGAGUCCCACAAGGCCGCCGGAUGGGCCGCCGUCGUCAUGGUCUGGCUAUUCGUCAUCCACUUUGGAUACUCCUGGGGUCCUUGCGCCUGGAUUCUGAUUGCCGAAAUCUGGCCCCUGUCUACACGUCCCUACGGUACCGCGCUCGGCGGCUCCUCCAACUGGAUGAACAACUUCAUCAUUGGACAAAUCACGCCCGAUCUCCUCGAAAACAUUACAUACGGCACUUACAUCCUCUUUGGCCUCAUCACCACGCUCGGCGCGGCCUUUAUCUGGUUCCUCGUCCCGGAGACCAAGCGCCUGACUCUUGAGGAGAUGGACACUAUUUUCGGCAGCGAGGGUGCCGCCCUCAGGGACCAGGAGCGCAUGGAGGAAAUCAACAGAGAGCUCGGUCUGACCGGCCUUGCAGGCGACGCCUCAUCGGGCGUCGAGCACGACACAAAAGUUGUAAGCACGGAGAAGGAUGUUGUCUAAAUCAAUCCGUGUAUGUGAUAGCCGUGUUGGAGAAAGCCCAAACAGAGAGCUUUCACCCUUUCUGCUUUCACAGCCUGGGGAACUCUUGUGUUUUUCCAACGCGGACUUAGCCCGGAAAGAAAGAAAGAAAGAAAGACGAAGAAGGAAAGUAAGGGGCAGCAGAGUAAUAAGCAAAAUUGAGCUUGUUUCUUAAGCAUCCCUUUUCUUCCUCAUCUUCACACUUCUACUCCUCUCUCCGCCAAUCUUUAUUAAUCAAAUGUUUUACAUGUUCCCUGUACAUAAUGAAAAAUGGCCACAAAAUGAACAAACG
Molecule: messenger RNA, 2008 nt
Organism: Exserohilum turcica Et28A
Lineage: Eukaryota; Fungi; Ascomycota; Dothideomycetes; Pleosporales; Pleosporaceae
Exons: 7
Coding region: 1-1698 (565 amino acids)
Biological process (GO): carbohydrate transport; transmembrane transport
Cellular component (GO): membrane
Molecular function (GO): carbohydrate:proton symporter activity
Source: RefSeq, a predicted model, not a curated record